UCUGUUCCUGGUUUGAAAGUGUUAUUUCUUCUUUAAUUAUGUGGUAUGUACUUCAAAAGUAGUGGUUAUCCUCCAGAGACUUUGUUUUUGUGGCUGCCAUAAACUAUAUUGAAUUGGUUAAGACUCUAUGAGAUACUCAUUGAAAAAACAUAGCAAAAUGUGCUGCAGGAUGUCCCACAAAAACAAUGUUUUUGCAGUUUAAUAAACUUUCCCCAUAUUUUGAUGAUAGAACCAAUUAGGAAAUGACAUUUAUAACCCAGGAACAAAGUUUGUGUUACAUAGUGUAAUCUAGGGUAUAGGGCUAUCGUGAUGAGAAAAUUUUGGAAUGAAACAGCUUAUGAGACACAUGGACCAUGUUGAGUUCCUUGCAAGAAAGGAAAGAAAUCCUAACAAUAAACAGGAGGGUAUAUGCAACAUUGCCACAGCCUUUGAUUAUUCAACACUGGCUGAAACAGAAUUUAAGAACAAAAGCCAGGGCUUCCAACAACAGCAAGGCUCUGUUAGCAUCUUUGAAGCUGCAGCAUGGUUGGGUCACGAGAGAUGAUAUCCCUCUUUUGCUCGUCCUUGAGGCUCCUGAUGGUUGGGUGACUCGGAGGAGGGGGAAGAUAUAUAUAUAAAAGAAGAUGGAAAAUAGGACGGUAGAGCUCUUCCACAGCUCAGGAGACGGAAUGAAGUUGAUACAGGGAAAGAAGCCUUUGGUUGUAGCAUGCUUUCUCUUGGCGGCCACUCUCUGUGCCAGCCGCAGGAGCAACAGCCUGGCCUGCCACCCUGUCAAUGCCACCAUAGCAGCUGAGAAAGAUGACUGCCCUGUCUGCAUGACCAUCACCACCUCCAUCUGCAGUGGUUACUGUGAGACUAAGGAGUUGUUAUGGAAGACUAUCCACUCAACCUUCAACCAAAGAGUCUGCACCUACAAGGAAGUACGCUAUGAGACCAUGCUCCUGCAGGGAUGCCCAUCGGGUGUCAACCCGUCCUUCACGUACCCCGUGGCAAUCAGUUGCCACUGUGACCUUUGCAAGAUGGAUUCCAGUGACUGCACCGUUCAGAGCACUGGGCCCAACUCCUGCAGUAACCAAGCCAUCUUUGCUUAAUAAAAAGUGAUGAUGUUGGACAAAUAAA
Anolis carolinensis (green anole) is the source of this 1119-nucleotide messenger RNA. Its product is annotated as lutropin subunit beta. The record is from RefSeq and is a predicted model, not a curated record. Gene Ontology annotation, molecular function: hormone activity. Gene Ontology annotation, biological process: G protein-coupled receptor signaling pathway. Gene Ontology annotation, cellular component: cytoplasm; extracellular region. The coding region runs from base 624 to 1091 and encodes 155 amino acids. The transcript has 3 exons. Lineage: Eukaryota; Metazoa; Chordata; Lepidosauria; Squamata; Anolidae.